AUGCCAUUGAAUAACUUGUUAAUCAAAUUACCCAACAACAGAGAAGAUUCUCACAUUUUGUAUCCACGUGAAGCUUCAUUUUUGUGGGAAAUAAAAUUAUUACUGUUGCGAAGAGAACAGCUAAUACGUUUGGCGAUAACUAAUAGUUACGACAGUAACCACAGUUCCUAUCCAGCGAUUUAUUAA
This is a messenger RNA of Clunio marinus, 186 nucleotides long. Lineage: Eukaryota; Metazoa; Arthropoda; Insecta; Diptera; Chironomidae. The record is from the annotation of a GenBank genome assembly.